CGGCCGCGUGGGUCCUCGUUAGGCACUGAUCCGCUCCUUCGGAAGAGCGGCACUUUGCAAUUUGGGAAGGACGGGACCCCGACGCCGAUCCUCUCCCCGGGUGACUGUCGGCUGCUAGCUUCCCUCCCCCUGGACUUUGAAAUGCUUUACCUCAUUGGCUUGGGCCUGGGCGAUGCCAAAGACAUCACAGUCAAGGGCCUGGAGGUUGUGAGACGCUGCAGCCGUGUGUACCUGGAAGCCUACACCUCUGUCCUGACUGUGGGGAAGGAAGCCCUGGAAGAGUUCUAUGGAAGAGAGCUGAUUCUUGCUGAUAGAGAAGACGUGGAGCAGCGAGCAGACGAUAUUUUAAAGGAUGCCGACAGCACCGACAUUGCAUUCCUCGUGGUUGGGGAUCCCUUUGGGGCCACCACGCACAGUGAUCUGGUCCUGAGGGCCGUGAAGCUGGGCAUCCCUUACCAAGUCGUCCACAACGCCUCCAUAAUGAACGCCGUGGGCUGCUGCGGCUUACAGCUGUACAGGUUUGGAGAGACGGUGUCCAUCGUGUUUUGGACAGACACCUGGAGACCGGAGAGCUUCUUCGACAAAGUGAAGAAGAACAGGCAGAACGGCAUGCACACGCUGUGCCUACUGGACAUCAAAGUGAAGGAGCAGUCUCUGGAAAAUCUCAUCAAGGGAAGGAAGGUCUACGAACCUCCUCGCUACAUGACCGUCAGCCAAGCAGCCCGGCAGCUCCUGGAGGUUGUUGAAAACCAGAGAGCGCGAGGAGAAGAACCAGUAGCAGUCACCGAGGACACGCUGUGUGUUGGCCUCGCCCGGGUCGGCGCCGAGGACCAGCGAAUCGCCGCCGGCACUCUGCUGCAGAUGUGCACCGUGGACCUGGGGGGCCCGCUGCACUCCCUGGUCAUCACCGGAGGCAGCCUGCACCCGCUGGAGGCGGAGAUGCUCAGUCUGUUUCCGGUGCCAGAGGCCAGCCCGGCGUCCCGUGGCACCGACGGGCCCCGCAGGUACCGAACCGGUGCUGGAGGAGAAGUCGAGUGAACCACGCUCCGCCUCCUGCGGCCGGAGCGGUCCCUCUGACGUCAUCAUUACGUGCAGCUAUUGGCAACUUUCCUGGAGAGGCGCGCAUGGGACACUUGUAGGUGGACACCCACCAACAGAGCCCUUGAGACGCAGCUUUUCACUGUGCAACCAUCUGUACAAGGAGGACCUUCUCCCCACUUCGGAAGCCAGCCGUCCUGACUGCAGGCGAGCUAACUGCAGGCGAGCUAACUGCGCGUGCGCACAGGUGGGCGGGGCGGCCGAGUGACUGCCUCUGAAUCACCUGUCUUAUUACCUGGCACCCUAGUCACAGAGCUCGUAUUAUACAUUAUGUAAUCGCCGAAUUAUAAAUGUGCAGCCAGCCAUGUCUGUUGCUCUUCGGUUUUGAAUAGCCACUUUCACACUCAAGCUGACAAAUGGAAAACUACAAAAUAAAAUUUUUUAAAAUUCAAG
Artibeus jamaicensis (Jamaican fruit-eating bat) is the source of this 1491-nucleotide messenger RNA. RefSeq names its product diphthamide biosynthesis 5 (gene DPH5). Lineage: Eukaryota; Metazoa; Chordata; Mammalia; Chiroptera; Phyllostomidae. The transcript is spliced from 9 exons. Gene Ontology annotation, biological process: protein histidyl modification to diphthamide. The coding region runs from base 142 to 1038 and encodes 298 amino acids. Gene Ontology annotation, molecular function: diphthine synthase activity. The record is from RefSeq and is a predicted model, not a curated record.